Messenger RNA from Uloborus diversus, 3692 nucleotides. RefSeq lists its product as uncharacterized. Lineage: Eukaryota; Metazoa; Arthropoda; Arachnida; Araneae; Uloboridae. Gene Ontology annotation, biological process: microtubule-based movement; mitotic cell cycle. Gene Ontology annotation, molecular function: ATP binding; plus-end-directed microtubule motor activity; microtubule binding. The transcript is spliced from 24 exons. Gene Ontology annotation, cellular component: microtubule. The record is from RefSeq and is a predicted model, not a curated record.
AUGGGGGAUAACAUUCGAGUCGCUGUGAGAGUACGUCCUUUAAUUCAAAGGGAACUACGUAAAAAUGAUACAAGUUUGUGGAAUAUAACAGAACAAAAAACGAUUUCUCAGUUAAAUUAUCCUUCAGUAUCAUUUUCCUUUGAUCGAGUAUUUGGCAGCUUAGAAGAUAACAAACUAGUUUAUGAAGAAAUUUGUUCUCCAAUUGUAAAAUAUGUUCUUCAAGGAUUUAAUGGUACCAUCUUUGCAUAUGGUCAAACAUCAUCCGGAAAGACUUAUACAAUGUUGGGUGAAGAAUCACGAAACACACCAGGUGUUCUGCAUCACACAAUUUCAGAAAUUUUUAGAAGUAUUCAAAAUGUGCCAGAACAUGAAUUCAUUCUCAGCGUUUCAUUCAUGGAAAUUUAUAAUGAAAAAAUUCGUGAUCUUUUGGAUGAGGAUAAAAAGAAAGAUUUGAAAAUACAGGAAGAUAAGGAUGGAUUCAUUCGGGUUACGGGAUUGUGCGAGAAAGCUGCUGAGACACCCGAGGAAGUUCUAGCGUGGAUGAAAAAUGGAGAAAAGCGAAGACAUGUAGGAGAAACAUUGCUUAAUCAGAAGAGUUCCAGGUCUCAUUCAAUAUUUCGAAUGAAUUUGAUAAGAAGAAUGCGAGACGUCGAAGAUGCUGAUGUGAAUAUUUCUCAACUUAACCUAGUAGAUUUAGCUGGAUCUGAAAGAGUUAAUCAAGCUGGAACAACAGGAGCACGUUUUAAGGAGAGUGUUUAUAUCAACAAGUCAUUAUCUAUGCUGACCACAGUUAUCAGUCAAUUAAGUGAACAGCAGGAGUAAGUAUCUUACUUUGUGAAUUUUCGAGACUCUAAGCUAACAAGAUUGCUACAAAAUUCUUUGGGAGGAAAUGCUCAUACGGCAAUUAUUUGUACCGUUACCCCUGCUACAGUAGAAGAAACUCGUUCAACUCUUCAGUUUGCAAGCAGAGCUAAAACCAUCAGAAAUAAUCCUCAAGUGAAUGCAAUUAAGACCGAUCAAUCAGUAAUUAAGCGUUAUGAGAAAGAUCUUAAGUUAUUAAAUGAGAAACUAGAGGCUAGUAAGAUGCAAAAUAAGCAACUUGAAGAGAAAAAUAAACAGAAUGAAGCUCUUAAACAACAAAUCGAAGACCUAAAGGCUAAAUUUGUUGCUCAGCUUGUUCAAGGUGCACGGGACAUACAAGUUCAGAAAAUCAGCCGUCGUGAAACUUGGGGUGGUCACUUAAUUAGAAGAAACUUAACAGCUCUUUGCACUCCUCGCAAAAUGUUGCCAUCUACAGAUCUCCCAACUUUAGAUGAAGAUCCUGAUGCUGAAUUUGAAAGCACUUUCCCUCUUGCUUCAGUAGCUUCAGAUGAAAGUAUGUAUGAUAAAAUGGCUAGUGAAUUAGAUAAUUCACUUUUGAGACGUUCGAGUACAUUUCAGAAGUUAGAAGAUGUUGGUAUACAAACGGAUUUCAAUGCAAAGAUGGAGGACAUUGCAAUUCAAACAGAAGGAGACUUCCAGAAGGCAAAGGAUGUAUUAUGUCAAACCAGUGAAUUAAAUGUUGAGGACAAUUCAUCACAAGGCACCAGUUGCAAAAGGUUGGGCAUUCCUCCCAAAUGUCACCCCCAGGAUAUGGCCCUGAAGCCAUGCAGUGGAUAUGCAUUGCUUGUGGCUGUAAAUGUAAAAAGCAAAGCAUCAGAAAAAUGUGCAUGUGAAUUUUAUGAAAAGUACCAAUCAAUCUCAGAGCAUACGGGAAAGAUAGAGAAUGAACUUAAUGAACUGCGGUUCUUUACUAGUUUGGAAAGACAAGUUACUUUUGAUGAGCUGAAUGAGAUGACAAAAGUUGUUGAGGAGAGAUUGCUGAAUUCUGAAACCUAUGCCAAGAAUGUUGCUGAUCUAGAAGCAAUGUAUGAGGCUAGAGAAGCGGAUUGGAAUACUAAAACUGAAUUGCUUGUCAAGGAUUUAGAAGAUAAGUAUGAGCAGGAAAUGGCUAAUCAAGAAAAUAAAUUGUUUGAAGAAAUGGAAACGAAAAUAGCUGCACUGAAUGAAAAACACUUAAAACAAGAAAAUGAAAGAAAUAAAGAAUUUUCCCAAAAAGUAGAGGAGCUUAAAAAAUUCAAUGAGGCGACUGUAUUGGCAUUGAAAGCAGAACACGAAAAACAGAUAAAGGAUUUGGAACUUCUAACAAAUACACAGGUUUCAUCAUACCUUGAAAGAAACAAGGAAUUGACUCAAAAAAUGCAAGAGUUCGAAAGAUUCCAUGAAGAUACGUUAAUUGCAUUGAAAGCAGAGCACGAAAAACAGAUAAAAGAUUUAGAACUUCAAACAAAUACUCAGGUUUCGUCAUACCUUGAAAAAAACAAGGAAUUGACGCAAAAAAUACAACAGCUUGAAAAUGUGAAUGAAAAUGAAGUAUUCACAUUGAAAGCAAAUCAAGAAAAGCAAAUACAGGAUUUGGAGCUUCAAUUAAAUACCCAAAUUUCAUCUAACCAAGAACUUAAAAAUAAGAUUGAGCACAAUAAGCGGGAAAUGUUUGCUACACAAAUGAAGUACAAUUCCUUGCUAGACUCACUCAAGCGAAAAUUUGACCAGAGAAAAAAAAGUCAUGAGCUUGAUAAACAACAACUUCAAGCUAAAUCAGAAGAAAUUGAACACUUAAAAGCAAAGUUAACAGGAAAAAACAGUAGUGUAACUGAAAUUAGCAUACAGCAGUUGCAAGAAAAAUUAACUGAUGUUACGAAUGAAAAAGAUUCCAUAUUUAAAGAAUAUUCUGCAUUAAAACAACAGGUUGCUGAAUUGCAAAAUAAAAUUGAGCAAAAAGAAAAUGAAUUCCAACAACAGCGUCAAAUGAUAACAAAAGAAUUCAGGUUAGAAAUUAAAGCUAUGAAAGAAAAGAAUGAAGCCCUUUUGUUCGAACUAGAUCAAAAGAAAGCUAAAAUAGUCACACUGGAGCAUAAUAAUUCAAAUUUAGUGAAAGAAUUGAAAAAACCCAAAGAAUAUUCUUCAAAACACAAUCAUCCUACAACAUCAAAAACAGAAACUGAAACACAAAGUAGUACAAAGAAAAUUCCAAGUGGUUGCAUUCAAGACAGUGGUAAAAAAGAAGCAGAAAUAAGGAAAGUAGAAAAGUCGAAAACUAUUUAUCCAUCUUCACAAGCUGAGAAUGUACAAGAACUUCCUUUUGAUUUGCCAGAAAAUGAGAAAGCUUUACUCAUGGGUGGCACUGGGCCAGUUAACAUGUUCAGAGCAAUUUAUCUUGAACAUGAGUUAAAAAAGAAAGACAAAGAGAUAUCCAAAUUGAAGAAAGAGUUAUUAAAAUCUCGAAGUUUAUUUACACAAGAGGAACAACAAACAGCUGCAAAUCCAAGCAAGGUUGAGCUGAAAAAACCUCAUCGAGUAGUUGAAGACAUUACUAAUGAAUUUAUAACUCAGAAAAUACACUUGAGUGAGUCUCAUCCUUAUCCACCAGGGGCAAUUCCAAAAGUGAUGCCAAAAAGGAUCUUGAAAAGAACAACAAUGCAUGAAUUGGAAAACAAAUUUCCCACAGAAAGAGUACCUGACUCAGUUACCAAGUCAAAGCCAGAUGGUAUAAGGCUGAUGACAGGUGAUACGGAUGUGCCUAACUGUAAACAGCAAUAAAGACUGUCCAUAUGAAAAUGAGUGAUUGCUGUAUAAUUUUAUCUUGUAGACUG